Molecule: messenger RNA, 945 nt
Organism: Aspergillus affinis
Lineage: Eukaryota; Fungi; Ascomycota; Eurotiomycetes; Eurotiales; Aspergillaceae
Product: RTA1 domain-containing protein
Exons: 3
Coding region: 1-945 (314 amino acids)
Cellular component (GO): fungal-type vacuole; plasma membrane
Source: RefSeq, a predicted model, not a curated record
AUGAGCUCCCAAACCUGCACCUCCGUCACCCCCUCCUGCCCCGUCACCGCAACAACAUACGGCUACUACCCCAACCUCGGCGGCAAUAUCUUCUUCACCAUAAUCUUCGCCCUCUGCGGCCUCACCCAAAUCUACUUCAGCCUGCGCUUCAAAUCCUGGACAUUCGCCAUCGCCUUACUAAUCGGCACAUUCCUUGAAAUGGCCGGCUACAUCGGCCGAAUCCUAAUGCACAGCAACCCAUGGGACGCGGGGGCCUUUAAACUCCAAAUCGUGGCACUAGUGCUGGCGCCCAGUUUCAUCGCCGCAGGGAUCUAUCUCACCCUAAAGCACAUCAUCCUGAACCUGGGGAGCUCGCACUCAAAACUAAAGCCGCGGCUGUUCACGUGGAUAUUUAUUGGAUGUGAUGUUGGUUCUCUAUUCCUGCAGGCAGCGGGUGGUGGCGUGGCUGCGUCUGCGGAAGAUGAUCUCGAUAUGACGAGUACGGGGAAUAAUAUCAUCAUAGCGGGGAUCGUGUUUCAGGUCGUGACGAUGGCGGUGUGUGGGGUGCUCGCGGUGGACUUUUUCGCGAGGGUGUUUAGACGCGGAGGAGGGUUUUCUGCAGCUGCGGCGGCGUCGGGGGGUGAGAAGAUGGUGAGAUUGGAUGAGAUGCGUGGCGGGGAGACUGGGGUUGAAGGCACGGAUGGGAAUGGGGUUCCCGUGCAAGAGGAUGUAGCUGCUGGGGCUGGCGAGGGCGUCACGGCGAAACAGUUGAAGAUUGUCGUGGUGGUGGAGAUAGUGGCAAUCCCCGAAAUGGCCGGCGGAUGGGGCAACCCGCUGAUGCAGCGCGAGGACGAAUUCCUAGUCCUCGAUGGGAUGAUGAUUGCUAUCGCCUGCAUCACACUCACAGCCUUCCACCCGGGUCUAUACCUUCCUUCGUUGCGAAAGGGUGCUUCGAAAAAGGCAUGA